AAUCAAAGCCCAAAUUUCAUGGGUUGAAAUUCAUCUACUAAUCUAUUUUGAACUUUCAAUAUUAUAAAUUAUUUAUGUUAAACAUACUCAAAGAUUUCAUCACUCUAAAGGUUUAAAUUUUUAAUAGAUUUACUAAAGAUUAAAUAAUAUGUAACAUACUUAAUUAUAUUUUAAUUAAAAAUACCAUUUGAAAAUGACUAUUUACAACAUUUAUAUAUUUGAUCGAAUGGGUACAUUAUUAUAUCAUAAAAAUUGGAAUCGUCUCAAACUAUCUGGAAUGAGUAGUGAAGAAGUAAUUUUGAUAUUUUGAUCUUUUUUAUUAAAAAAUAAGUUUAUCUAUGACUUUACAGGAAGCCAAGUUGAUGUAUGGUAUGUUAUUCUCAAUCAAGUCAUUCGUUUCGAAAAUAUCUCCACUUGACCCUAAACGUGGGUUUUUGUGUUACAAGACUAGUAAAUAUGCAUUGCAUUAUUAUGAGUCUUUAACUGGUGUUAAAUUUAUUUUAAACACUGAUAAUACAAUAAAAAAUGUCAGAGAUUUAUUACAUCAAUUAUACAAAGAAGUAAGAACUGAUAAUUUCUCAAAUGAUUUUUAUAAAUAAGCAUUAUAGUUAUAAUUAUUUUGAGUAAUAUUUAUUUAUUUAAUAUUAUUGGUUAUUUUUUUUUAUUAAUUUGCCUAAUUUAGUAAAACACAAAGACCAUAUUAAAUGAAAUUAAAUAUUACUUGAAAGAAUUAUAAUAAACCUAAAAAUUAUACUUAUUAUUGUUUUAUUACCUUGGUAUAUUUUAAAUUUUUAUUUUUAUUUUAGAUAUAUGUGGAAUACGUUGUUAAAAACACUGAAUGUGAAAUGGGACAACCUAUUGAGAGUGAAUUAUUUAAACUAAAACUUGAUAUAUUUAUAAAACAACAUAUGAAAAGUUUGCAAUAA
Cinara cedri is the source of this 926-nucleotide messenger RNA. NCBI's taxonomy places the organism in Eukaryota, Metazoa, Arthropoda, Insecta, Hemiptera, Aphididae. The record is from the annotation of a GenBank genome assembly.